Molecule: messenger RNA, 928 nt
Organism: Sorghum bicolor (sorghum)
Lineage: Eukaryota; Viridiplantae; Streptophyta; Magnoliopsida; Poales; Poaceae
Product: 14 kDa zinc-binding protein
Exons: 6
Coding region: 79-615 (178 amino acids)
Biological process (GO): sulfur compound metabolic process; purine ribonucleotide metabolic process
Cellular component (GO): cytoplasm
Molecular function (GO): adenylylsulfatase activity
Source: RefSeq, a predicted model, not a curated record
ACUGGCCCAGCACGGGAGCCGCAUCCCCCCCGCACGGCCGCGGCAGCGCACCAUUCCACUCUCCACCCAUCGCCUCCCAUGGCGACCAGGGCGGCGGCAGCCACGCUCACGGCGGCCACGUCCUCUCUCCUCAGGCGCUCUGCCUCGCUGCGGCCGCAGGUUCUCCGGGUCCCCCACCGCGUGCCUCCCCGAAGAUUUGUGCGCCAUAUUGCUUCAUCAACAAAUGAGGAAGCUGCUGCCAGAGCAGCCGCCGCCACCGCUGAUACUGGAGGACCUACCAUUUUUGACAAGAUCAUUGCAAAGGAAAUUCCUUCAAGUAUAGUAUAUGAAGAUGAAAAUGUCUUGGCAUUUAGAGAUAUUAAUCCACAAGCCCCUGUACACGUUCUAGUCAUCCCAAAAGUGAGAGAUGGGCUAACUGGAUUAGACAAGGCUGAGCCAAGGCAUACUGAAAUUCUGGGCCAGCUUCUUUACGCGGCGAAAGUAGUAGCAGAAAAGGAAGGUGUAGCAAAUGGGUACCGUGUCGUCAUCAACAAUGGAGCUGAAGGAUGUCAAUCUGUCUAUCAUCUGCACUUGCAUGUACUCGGUGGAAGGCAGAUGAAGUGGCCCCCUGGUUAAAUUAUGAAGGGGGACAUGUUUGAUUUCUUUUGUGUCGAGCAUACCCUCUUUCCAAAAAGAGAGUGAUGUACUAGUAUCUGCCCCUGUGAUUGCCCCCUUUUGAGCACUCAUCUCUGGAAUUACUGAGCUUUUGCAGCAUUUUGCUAAGGAAAAACUUUUGCAGCAGAUUUUUUGAGAAUAUUAAACAGGUUUUAGAAUUAUCCUACAAAACAAUCAGCUGUGCAUAUUUCAGAUUGUUUGAACAUAUGUUUUUACCCAUAUGGCACAUCUUCAAGAUUGUUUGAACCAUCCAAGUGCUGAGCGGGAUUGUUAA